GGACUUAAACUAAACUUGUUCAUAGAACAGUCUCAAUACAUCCCCGAAAUUAGUGACACGGCAGGAGCUAGAGUGGUGAUUCACGAACAAGGACAAGUUCCCUUUCCUUACAAUGAAGGCCACAGUGUGCUUCCGAGCAGAUCUACAUCUUACCGAGGGGGCGGGCGUCGGGGAUUAUAGCCCCGCCCCCUAAGUAGUUUUGACACUCAUGCAAGAUGGCAGCCCGUAACGGAAAGCGCUCGAUCUCGACGAUCUUACGGAAAAAUAGAGGACUGUGAACAAUCCAUUUCAUUAACUUUAUCAACGACCUGCUGAAAGUGCAGGUUUAUGUCAUUUCAGAAUGUCUCGAUUUUCCGUGCUCGAGUCUAAAAUAUGUUCUACUAUAAGCCAUUUUGCUGCUAGCUUUUCGAUGCUUUAAUUGGUUCUGUUCCAUCUGGAAUUUUCCUCAAAAGUAGCUUGACCGACGUCAUAACGCGUAACCAUAGUAACGGAAUACCACUUAAAAUGUUAAGAUAUGUCUAACGCAAGUCUGACGAAUAAAGUCAAUAAAUGAACCGCUAAUUGAAAAAGAGUUCCAAUUCUGACUUACAUCAUUUUUUAGGAGAGUGGCAUCUCCUCCCUCUUAUACACAAGGGUCAAGAUUCCGUGAAAUGGAAGGGGAGAGACGAGCGUACUCAAAUUGCCUGGCCAAGAACUAAUUUUCGCUUAUAUUCAACUGCAAACGUAGCUCAGCAUGUGCAGCUUUAUUGUUACAAAUGUGAACAACAGACACAGAGAAUUUUCAGAAAUAACGUUUAGAAAUAAUGGAUAGUUCUGAAACAAGGAGGCUUCUCAUCAUGAGUUUGAAACUUUGUAAUUUUUAUUGUUUGACCUUAGACCGUUAUAGAGAGGGAAGAUCCGUUCGGCAAUGGAAGUUGUGUUUCGGAGAGUGCUCUAAAUGGCAAAAACUUGUAUGCCAAAAAAUACAACGCUUCGUACUCUAAACAGGUAAAAAAAAAAUAACAACGUAAAAGAUAUUUAUUAAUUGCUAAAAGGUAUUAAAAGAUAUGGUUGAUCAGAUGAUAGGAUUUUGCAGUUAGCCAAUUACAACAAGAAUACAUCAGUUGGGACGUGGUGACGGGCUGAAUUCACAAGGUAUUACGCUGCGGCAAUUUAGGCUAUUAUUAGUAUGAACACCUAUCUGAUAUGUGACUCUUUACUUUAGAGAUCGGUGCGGAGCAGCUUCGCUCUGUCACAGAAAUUGCGUCGAAAUCACGGUUCUCGUGUGUGAACAGAAGCCCUGACUGGUAUGGUUUUCGUGCCGGUGCCACAGCUACCUUAUUAAAAGGAAAUUAACGCUCCAUGAAAUUAACGCGAAUCGUUAAAAUUCGCGUUAAUUUAAGUCGCGUUAAUUUUGUUGAGCGUUAAUUUCGGCGACGUUAAUUAAGUGCAGCGUUAAUUUCCGCGCUCUUAAUUUCCAGUAUCUUAACCCCAAUUUUGGAACCUGUCCAGACAUUCUUGACACCUAAAAAACAUUAACUACAAGCUUUCUUUCUUUCUUUCCAUUUACCCUUUAUUUUUCAUCUUUCACAAAAAGCUAUGGCGAAGGUUUACAAUAUUUCGAGUUCAUCUUCAUCGUUGUCGCUUUUACAAGUGAUGUCAAUAUCUUCUCCUUUGAUUUCGCGUAAUUAAUCGCGUUAAUUUCCUUUAUGAUGAAAUUCUACUUCCUCUCUCGCGUUAAUUUUCUUUAUUCGAAAGUCGUUUGCCAUUAAAUUCGCGUUAAUUCAAGUCGCGUUAAUUUCCAAUACCUUAAUUUAUCCGAUAUAGUAUGAACGUAGCCUUUUAACGGUCACCCUUCAGUUACUAGAGCGAGACAGACUCUCAAUCACAUGAACACAUUUUAAUUUUUCAAAUUAAUUACUGGACAUUUUUAGUCUAAAUUAGCUUAAAUUAUUAGUGUUCCGAAUUCUUGUGCGCACCUUUCAUGCACAACAUUUCUAGACCAGUCAAUUAUUGCUGUCUAUCCCGCUUGUUUAGGCCUGUAUGAACACUUGUCACGCGGAUAAGCAGAUAGCAGAUUGUGGAUGCGCCGAAGGCCAGUUCCCUACAGAUGCAGAUAUAUGCAAUUUGCGUAACAAAACUAUAGGUAAAUAUGUUUAAAUUGCUAUUAUCUGUAACCCUAUCAAAUUCCAUUGGUUUCGCCAUUUCAAGCUUCCAAGGAACAUUAUGUAGAAUCAAAUUGUUAUUUAAUCAUCAUAACUGAAUGGAAAGGAUGCGUUAUAAAUUAUUGUUAUUAUUAUUUUAAUUAUUAUUAGUAUCAUCAUCAUCGUCAUCAUCAUUAUUAUUGUUGAUAUUAUUAUUUGUAUAAUAAAUCCUCAUUACAAUAAGUUUAGCAGAAACAUUUUCUUAUCUGUUUUUUCAACAGCUAAGUGCCUGGAGAAAAUACAAUUUAAGCUGCUUACAGGAGAACUCGACUGCGAGGCUCAGUGUCCAACACCAUGCAGGUAAUUCAACUAUUAAAUGUACAAAAUAUUUUUUGUUCACGAAGAUUAAAAAUCGACCUUAUCCACAUACAACGCCCUCACUUUUUACCUUAAUCGAUUAUUUAAUUAAUCAGCAUUUGCUCUAAUUAAAAUUAAAGUUGCUUAGAACUUUCGGAAGACUUUCAACAAUAUCAGUCUGAAAUCUUCUGAUUUUCUGCAAAGAAAAAAAUAAUUGGCCAGAAAUACAUGUACAUGGAAGAGCACAAUAUACUCUCGGUUACACCUUCUUUGAUAUCUUGUAACGAUUAAAACAUGUGUCACUCAGUUUUGUUUUCUCAUAGAGAAGUUCAAUACAAGAGCACCCUUUCAAUGGGUCACUGGCCUUCCUUUGGAUAUGAGGUAUUUCUUUAUUAUUAUACCCUCCCUUUCGAAUCCUUUAAUAAGCAUUAAUAUUCACAUAAUUUGUAGAUUUAGUCAAGGCCAAAAGCGAUGUCUUUCUACAGUACAGUACAGUACAGUUCAAAUCCUCCAGUCGGUAAGCCUGUUACCAUGGAGUUGCACUGGCGACUACACGGUCGACCAGUGUAUCGAAACUACUCUUAUCCUUUGUAGACCUCUUUACCUGAAGCCAUUCAUCUUUCGCCAAAUCAAGAAGCAAACUGAAUUCCUUCUGAAGAAUGAACCUGAGCCAACAAUUAAUUAGAUAACCAAUAACUGUUCAGAGGAGAACUUAAAAAAUACGUCACCUGAAUCGUACACCUGAGCUUCGGAUGCUGUCAUGUGACACUUGUCAUUGGAUACCCUAUUUUCAUUGACAGCUGUCAAUUGACGAUAACAUAGAUUUUCAAUAGUCAAAUUAAAACCUAGAAAGUUUUUCAUUUCACAUCCGAUAACUAUGAAAGGAGUGGACGUACGGAUGGACGAUUUUGUCAGAACCAAAAUUUCUUGGAUGCAUAG
Molecule: messenger RNA, 3419 nt
Organism: Porites evermanni
Lineage: Eukaryota; Metazoa; Cnidaria; Anthozoa; Scleractinia; Poritidae
Source: the annotation of a GenBank genome assembly